Molecule: messenger RNA, 3990 nt
Organism: Myxocyprinus asiaticus (Chinese sucker)
Lineage: Eukaryota; Metazoa; Chordata; Actinopteri; Cypriniformes; Catostomidae
Product: cyclic AMP-responsive element-binding protein 3-like protein 3-A
Exons: 10
Coding region: 714-1970 (418 amino acids)
Biological process (GO): regulation of transcription by RNA polymerase II
Cellular component (GO): nucleus
Molecular function (GO): DNA-binding transcription factor activity, RNA polymerase II-specific; RNA polymerase II cis-regulatory region sequence-specific DNA binding
Source: RefSeq, a predicted model, not a curated record
AUCAUUGUCAUCAUCAUUUGUAUAUUUUACUAUAUAAAUUAAUUAAUAGUACUAUUUAAUAGUUAGUUAAUAAUACCAAUUAACAGUUUAGCAGUUUAUUAUCCAUUUGUAUUGAUGCAUAAAAUUAGAAUGUUUAAUAUGUAUAUUAUCUUUCUGAAUGACAUAAACUGUGUGAAAGGUCAUAUUACUUCAAAUAGAUGGGAAAAUAUGACCUUUGGACUCUGACUGUCUGCAUCAGGUGUUUUCUCACAACAUCUGCAACCCUUAUUUGAUCUUGAAAGCACAUUGAAACAUUUCAGUAACUGAGCAGUGAUUUACUGGUGGUUAAAAACACAUGCUUCUGCUGUAAUAUUUAGGUGUGAGUUUGCCCUCUUAAUACACUUUACAUUGCAUGACUUCAGUCUUCGCUAUUACUAUGUUAAUUUAAUCGCCAUAGAUGUGUUCUGGAUACAAGUCACCACUGCAGUUGCAAACUACACUGUUCCUCUUAGUUGUACCUACAUUUUCCCUGUGUUUUAUUUUACAUUCCAACAAAGUACAGCCAAUCAAAAGCCAGGUCUGAGAAUGAUGACCUGACUGUUGCGUUGGAGUUCGAACUUUGUUCUCAGUGACAAAAGAGUCGCAGAGAGAGUCAGGACAACAUUUUGAGAGAUAUUUUGGUUCGGUCCCAAAUUUGACAUUAUUUCAAGGAUAUUUUAGACAGGGUCAUAGUAAUGGAACUGUAUUCAGAUCAGAGUUGUGAGGGGUUAGAACUGCUUGAUUUGCUCUUCGAUAAGAAUAACGGCAUCUUACGGCAUGAGGAUAUGGGACAGCAAAAUCAGCUUUGGCCAGUUCAAGAUCCUCAUAUGAUGAUGCCCACCCAGGGUAGUGAGGACUUCAAAGCACUUCUAGGUGGGUGUGACUCUGUGUCUGGGUCACCGGUUUGGUCACCCUCUCCAAGCGACAGUGGAAUAAGCGAGGACCCUCAUUCGGAUCACAUCGACAGUCUGCCACCAACUGGAAGUGCCCCUGUGGAGCCCCGCUUAGUCCCAUCCGAGACACAACACAACCAUGAUGGCUGGGAGACUGGCUUCUUCCCAGAUGGGGCCGGAGGAAUGCGGCAUGCGUCUGAAAGGCCACAAGUGCAACCGACCACUGUAUUCCCCCUCACUGUCAUGGAUCUGCUGCUAUCUGACACACCAGACCCUCUCACAAAGACGUCCCAGCAAUCCUACCAGGAGCUUGUUCUAACAGAAGAUGAGAAACGACUGCUUGCCAAGGAGGGAGUGACUCUGCCAAAUCAGUUUCCGCUCACCAAGUACGAGGAAAGGAUUCUGAAGAAAAUUCGCAGAAAGAUCCGCAACAAGCAGUCGGCUCAAGAGAGUAGAAAGAAGAAGAAAGAAUAUAUCGAUGGCCUGGAGAGCAGGAUGGCUGCAUGCAGCGUGCAGAACCAGGAAUUACAGAGGAAGGUCUUCCAACUGGAGAAAUGUAACAUGUCUCUGAUGGAACAGUUGCGUAGGGUGCAGGCACUGGUCAUGAACGGAUCCAACAAAACGGUCCAGACUGGGACAUGUGUUCUGGUGCUGCUUCUGUCAUUCACCCUAAUUCUACUGCCCAAUCUAAAGCCCUUCACCGACACCAAGGUCAGCCAACAUGGAGACUUCAGCCCACUGAGAGUUCAGUCACGGUCACUGCACAACCUCCAGUCUUCUCGAGUGCUGCACACCCUGGAGCAUCCGUACUCCGUGGCUGAAGACUCCAAAAUGCUUCCUCGCUUCUCUGGGGAUAAGAAUAUGGACGAGAUAACGUCACUUCUGAGAAAACUUCACAGGAGACCUGGACUCACUAAUUAUGACCCUGAAUCUCACAACCACAGUCUCGACCAGCAUGACGGCCAUCACCAUGGAGACCCCAUCACUGGGCAUUUAGCCACAGUGACCUUGACUCCACGACGUGGCUCAAGGCAGAGUCCACAUGCUGAUGAUGUGUGAAGGGCACAGGGGGAUUUACCCAGGGAUUUGUCAAAACUCCUUUAACAGUACUUUUUAAGACAAAAUCCAGCUAACAGAUGGCUGGAAGGUCUUUUUUUAUAAUGUUUUUUUUCCUGCUGAAGUAAUCUUGUGGAGAUGUGGAGAUUACUUUUUAUGUAUUAUAUAACUUUGGUUAAAGCAAUAAUUAAAUUUUAUCUGUUUGUUUAUAUGCUGGAAAUCCAUAUUUUCUCACACUUUGUUUUUGGUUAAAAUAUAAAGUGGGGUCCAAAAGUAUAUCUAUUUUGGUUAGGGUUAGAUUUAGUUAAUCUGUUUUUAAUUAUAUAUACAGUACAUAUACAGGGCUGUGUAUAUAUAAUUACAUGAAUUUCAUGAAUAGCUUUCAUGACUUUUGGGCUCCACUGUAUUUGUAAUGGCAGUAGUUUUAGCCACAGCUGUAGAGCGCAACAGUGCCCGCCCACUCUUGGUUUCGGAAGAGUUUCUACCAUGAAUUGUUUUCCAUAGGGAUUUUAUAAAGUACUUCAUUGAGGAGUUCUAAGCCAUGAACCAACUCAACCAGCUCCGAGGUGUAUCACAACAUUACAAACUUUGGUUUAACGCAAAAAGAUAAUUGAAAAUUGGACAAAAAGACAAAGGUACAAGACUGUGUACUUACCAUCUGGGAAUGAACAACAAUCCCAUGAAGCACUGCGAAUGAUGUAAUCAACUUAAAAAGCAAUGGAAAAAUAUAAAACUAACAAUUUAAAGUUGUUGAUUUUAAGUAUAGAAACAAUAUAUUUUCAUUUUAUUACAAUAUAUUCAAAUAAAUACUUAAGUAUUUAAGUAUUUUAAGGCUACGUCUCCAUUAAUCCAGAUACAUUUAAAAAUGACGUUUUCGUUUUUCAAAACACUCUCUGUCCACAUUGCCGUUUUUAGGUGUUUCCCAAAAGUUGCUCAUCCACACUGAAAUGUAUGAAAAUGCUUAAAUUCCCUUACUGCGCAUGCGAAAAAUCGCUGUUGCAUGUACGGUAAGAAACACAAUUGUCCUCGCGUUCUGUUGCUGGACACCAAUUCUGAGUAAACUUCCUGUCGCAUUUGAAGGAAUGCAAUGUGAAGGUUGUACAAAGUAACAUUUAUCUUUAAAAAGGCUAUCAAAGUGAAUAUCAGGCACAACAGCGCUGCUAUAACACUGGCCGUCAUCUUGAUUAUUUUGGUUGAAUGGAUCACAUGACUGCGUCACAUGACAACAAAUACGUCAUUGUUUUCAGAUAUAUCUGUUUUCCCAGGUCACACACUACAGCGUGACGAAUCCAUUUUCAAAUGUAUCCACUUGGGAGAGUGUUUUCAAAAAGCUAAAUUUUUGCUGACAAAAACGCCGUCUUAGUGUGGAUGGAAGGGCAAAACGGAGAGAAAAAGAUGCAUUUUCAAAUUAAACGUAUUAGUGUGGAUGUGGCCUGAGAGUGUAGGGAGACACAAUUGCAUAAUUCACAGUACAUCAGUGGGCAAUCACUGCAGAGCUAUUAUGGCACCAGUUGUGCAAUGCAGUUCCCUGAUUGGUGGAUCAUUUCUUUUCAGGAUCAUGGGUAGUGUAGUUCUUCACCAGGAAUUCUGCUUUUAAACGCGAUUUAUUUAAAAGAAGAUGAAACAAUGCGGACUGAUGACUUCAAAAGAAGUGUAUACCUAUUAUACAUCUAUUAACAACCACUAGCUCAUGGUUGGUCUGUCUUUAAAGGUUUAUAAGUUAUCAUUAAACACUGGUCCAACUCAUGAAUUUUACAUUUUAGAAUUCGUCAGCUUUGUAAGUUUGUCCUCAAGGAGUGUCCUGUGUUUGCUUUCCCUUUGAAGAGAGUUUGUGGGCACUAAACUCAGGGCUGAAGUUAAUCUUUUAUGGACCUAAAACUCCUAGGUUGCACACUUUAAAGUGAUUCAUAAGUUGCUUUUAGUAACAAAUGUGCUUUUAAAUAAAAUCACAAUGUGCUCAAUUGUCUUUCAACAUGUUUCAUAAGUGUACAUCACAUCUUUUCAAUAAAUUAUUUAAAAUAUA